UUUUUUAAUCAAAGGGGGAGACAGCGGCCACGCUCUCCGGUUGAGCCGCCGGGAAGCCGGAGGAGAGGGGGAGAACAUGAGCGGAGCCAAAGCCCGCAGCGACGCGCCUGUUGCUGAAAAUGUCUGCGCCGGCGGCGGCCACGGCUCUGCCGCAGCUCCUGCGCGCGAGCGCAAACCUGGCGGAGGCGUCCUGAAGCGGCUGAAGUCUCGGAGGAGCCAGGCGGACAGCAGGCCCGUCACGGAGGAGGAGCUGCGGACGAGGAGUGGACACAUCUCUCCGGAGGAUGUGCUGGGACUGCAGCUAGCUACGAGAGGGUAUCUCUGUAAACCCAAGGACAACAUCUAUAACGUUGACUUUGUUCGCUUUAAGAUCCGAGACCUGGAGACCAGCACUGUUCUGUUUGAGAUUGCUAAACCUCCUCAUGCAGAUGACGACGAGGAGCACAGAGAGGGAGAUGCUACCUCGGGACGAUUUGUGCGCUACCAGUUCACCCCAGCCUUCCUGCGACUGAGGACCGUGGGAGCUACGGUGGAAUUCACAGUCGGGAGCCGACCUCUGAACAACUUUCGCAUGAUCGAGAGGCACUAUUUCCGUGAUCACCUGCUGAAGAGCUUUGACUUUGACUUCGGCUUCUGUAUCCCAAACAGCCGUAACACCUGCGAGCACAUCUACGAGUUCCCUCAGCUCUCUGACAGCCUGGUGCGUCAGAUGGUGGAGUGUCCUUACGAAACGCGCUCGGACAGCUUCUAUUUCGUCGACAGCAGACUGGUCAUGCACAACAAAGCAGACUACGCUUAUAACGGUGGACAGUGAUGGGGCAGCCACACUUCUUCUCAUAUUUACCAACUGACACGAACGCACACACACACGUGCACCGACAGCUACAGAUGUGUCUGAGCCGCCUCUUGCAUUUGUAAAAAUUAUUCGCCAGUCAUAAAAAAUUUAG
This is a messenger RNA of Nematolebias whitei (Rio pearlfish), 947 nucleotides long. Its product is annotated as protein unc-119 homolog B. Gene Ontology annotation, molecular function: lipid binding. Gene Ontology annotation, cellular component: cilium. The transcript is spliced from 5 exons. The record is from RefSeq and is a predicted model, not a curated record. Bases 77 to 814 code for a protein of 245 amino acids. Gene Ontology annotation, biological process: lipoprotein transport; nervous system development; cilium assembly. Lineage: Eukaryota; Metazoa; Chordata; Actinopteri; Cyprinodontiformes; Rivulidae.